CCCGAACAUCGCACAAGGCGGGACGCAGCAGCACGUGGGCGGCGAGGGCUUCCCGCGCGAGCUUCCCGUGCGAGCGUCCCCAGCGCCGGGCUCCGCAGCGCGCGCCCCAAGCUUUCCCGGACUGCAGGCGCAGCCCCGCCCGGUCCGCCCGCUCCUCCCCCUCCGCCUCCGGGACUUUUACUUUCAGUUUCUCCCAAAGCUGCCCUCGACCCUCGCGGAGGACGCACGCCGCCGUGGGCUCCUGGCUGCCGCCGUGGGAACGAUGACCGAUGAUCAGGACUGUGCUGCGGAGCUAGAAAAGGUGGAUUCCUCCAGCGAAGACGGAGUUGACGCCAAGCCAGACCGCUCCUCCAUUAUCUCCUCCAUUCUCUGGAAAAAGAAGAGAAAUGCCUCUGCGUGCCCCGUCAGGACCAACCGGGACCGGGUGCCCACUUACCUAUACCGCAUGGAUUUCGAGAAGAUGGGCAAAUGCAUCAUCAUAAAUAACAAGAACUUCGACAAGGCGACAGGUAUGGACGUCCGCAAUGGGACAGACAAAGACGCAGAGGCCCUCUUCAAGUGCUUCCGAAGCCUGGGUUUUGAAGUGACCGUCCACAAUGACUGCUCUUGUGCGAAGAUGCAAGAUCUGCUUAGGAAAGCCUCUGAGGAGGACCACAGCAACUCAGCCUGCUUUGCCUGCGUCCUGCUGAGCCACGGAGAAGAGAAUCUGAUUUACGGGAAAGAUGGCGUGACACCCAUAAAGGAUCUGACAGCUCAUUUUAGGGGAGACCGAUGCAAAACCCUGUUAGAGAAACCCAAACUCUUCUUCAUCCAGGCAUGCCGAGGGACGGAGCUUGAUGACGGGAUCCAGGCUGACUCGGGGCCCAUCAACGACACCGAUGCUAAUCCCCGGUACAAGGUCCCCGUGGAAGCUGACUUUCUCUUUGCUUACUCCACCGUUCCAGGUUAUUACUCAUGGAGGAACCCAGGAAAAGGCUCCUGGUUUGUGCAGGCCCUCUGCUCCAUCCUCAACGAGCACGGUAAGGACCUGGAGAUCAUGCAGAUCCUGACCAGGGUGAACGACCGGGUGGCCAGGCACUUCGAGUCCCAGUCUGACGAUCCGCGCUUCAACGAGAAGAAGCAGAUCCCGUGUAUGGUGUCCAUGCUCACAAAAGAGCUCUACUUCGGCCGUUGACCACCCUUCAGCUGAGAACUACUGUCGGUCACUGAUGAAUCCAGUUUUUAUUUCAUUUUUGUUUUGAUGUUCUCACAAUAUCCAGAAAUGUUAAGGGUUUUAAUUUCAGGGAAGUAUAUUGAUUCAGCAGGGAGGAAGUUCUCUGGCAACGUCUGAUAUUCUGGGUUUCCAGGUUUUUUUUUUUGUUGUUGUUGUUGUUCAAUAACUCUGUUCAUCCGAUGACUUCACACUCUUUCUUUAAGGUUGAUUUCCUGUU
This is a messenger RNA of Mastomys coucha (southern multimammate mouse), 1430 nucleotides long. RefSeq names its product caspase 7 (gene Casp7). Gene Ontology annotation, cellular component: cytoplasm. The transcript has 7 exons. Gene Ontology annotation, biological process: apoptotic process; proteolysis. The record is from RefSeq and is a predicted model, not a curated record. NCBI's taxonomy places the organism in Eukaryota, Metazoa, Chordata, Mammalia, Rodentia, Muridae. Bases 263 to 1174 code for a protein of 303 amino acids.